AUGCCGCCUAAACCAAAGAGACUUCAGUUAGAAGAGGAUGACUGUGAUGGUCGUUUUCACUGCCCAGUGCAAAUUUCUAAGCACGAUGGAUUCACUACACAAAGAGGCUGUAGAAAACACGUAAAGAACAAACACAGUUGGUACUAUUACUUCGACGAGAAGCCAGACAGUGCUCAAAUCGAUUCGCUUCAUGUCGAUCAAAACAACAACUACGAAGCCAAUGAUCAGAAGAUUACACCGCGUAAAAGCAGGGCAAUUGCCUCUUUUGAUCCUACAAACAAAAUUGCCAAGACCUUUUUUUCAUGGCUAACUGGCAGUGGUAGGGGCUGUAAAAGUGAUCGACAAGCACAACAGAUCGUGAGCAAGUGCUUAAAGUUUCUCAAAUCUUGUUGUGAAGACGAAGAGGAGCGCACAUUUGACAUUGUGGACUUUAGUUUGUGUUCACCGAAUCUCCUUUUCAAGUUUGUUGAUACCAUGCAGGAUGAUUGGAAUCUGGGACACGCGGGACGAGGCAUCGGAAUCAGUGUUGAGAGGACUGGGUUCAACAGAAAUUUACUUGAAAAAGGUGCGCAAAACUGUUUCCAAAAUGAUGCGCUUGCAGUGGACCAGCGAGCUGGACAUCGAUGCCUUAGAAGCCAAGGGGAACUGGGCCACACUGGAAGAACUGUUGGAAGUGGUGGGGCGCUACUUUCCACACUAGCGUGCUGA
Molecule: messenger RNA, 708 nt
Organism: Porites lobata
Lineage: Eukaryota; Metazoa; Cnidaria; Anthozoa; Scleractinia; Poritidae
Source: the annotation of a GenBank genome assembly